Mycena indigotica is the source of this 1089-nucleotide messenger RNA. RefSeq lists its product as uncharacterized. Bases 16 to 1089 code for a protein of 357 amino acids. The record is from RefSeq and is a predicted model, not a curated record. Gene Ontology annotation, molecular function: RNA binding. Lineage: Eukaryota; Fungi; Basidiomycota; Agaricomycetes; Agaricales; Mycenaceae. The transcript has 2 exons.
UUGCUCUUUUCCUCCAUGUUCGCCUCCGUCCUCCGCCGUCAAGCCCGUACCGCGGCGGUAUCAUCUUAUGACUCUCUCUUCUCCCGUGUUUGGCAAACUACACACGCGCCAUGUCAACGUCCAACGCGUUUUCUCUCUUUUUCGGCCAUUCGUAGGUUUGAUGUGCCGGUCGUCCAAAAACAGUCCCAGCAUCCCCCCAGUCAACAAUUAUUCAUUGGAAACCUUCCAUAUGAGGUUACAGAGGCGGAGGUGCGAGAAGCCCUGGAGUCUUAUGGGCACAUUAACAGUCUGCGACUAGUGUUAAAUCCAGAUGGAUCGAGUCGAGGCUUUGGCUAUAUUACAUUCAGCAGUGUCCAAGAAUCCACGGCCGCUUUCAACGCAGAAAUCAAAAUACUCAACCGACUUAUGCGCGUUGACUACACCAUGGCUCGGCCGUCUCAUGCGAGCGGCAUGGCCAGUAUGCGUUCACCUACACCGCCUUCGUCUACCCUCUAUGUUGGAAACAUGCCUUUCGGCACCAAUGAGGCCGAAAUUCGUGAAAAAUUCGAACCAUUUGGUCCUCUUCGCAGUGUGCGGCUUUCGCUUGACCCACAAGGCACAUUCAAGGGAUUUGCGCAUGUGGAAUUUGAGAGGGAAGAUGACGCUGUUGCGGCCCACGACAGCUUUGCAGAGGAACCCCUCUACAUGCUUGACCGUAACGUGAAAAUCGAUUAUGCGGCCUCCAGAGCAACUGGCCGCAAGAUGCCAAGCCCAAGUCUCUACUUUUUCGAUUUUCGGGGUGACGGUCUUGCCCUUCGCCAUUCACUCUCAGCCUUUGAUCAAGACAUUAUUCGCACCUAUUUUUUGCGAAGCAGGGUAACAGGCGAACUGACUUCGACGGGAUUUAUCGAGUUCAAGUCCGUCGAGGCGGCAACGGCGGCCUUGCAAAAACACAAUGGUCGUAUGACGAAGUUUGGACCCUUGAACCUCGAAUUUGCUGUCAGUUCUCGCCAAGACGCCAACCCUCAGGACCGAUACAAUGCUUCAGUUGCUGCCCGUGCGCAAGCUAGUGACCGUGUUCAGCGUGGGUAUGGCGACAGAGAUUUUUGA